AUGUCACUACGUGAAAUAGCAGCAAAAACAUUACUUCCUCGAAACUACAGUUCAAUAUAUAUGGUCGACAAGUAUAAAUCAACAAAAUGUAUUGGUAACUUAUUUGGACGUGGUCGCAAAAGGAAAACAACAGCAACAACAGAUCGACUUAUUCAACGUAAGCUCAAGUACGAUCGACGAAAAUCAGCUUCCACGGUGAAAUGGGAUCCAACACAUCAUCUAAGUGCAAGAAUAAAUUUUUAA
Molecule: messenger RNA, 243 nt
Organism: Rotaria sp. Silwood2
Lineage: Eukaryota; Metazoa; Rotifera; Eurotatoria; Philodinida; Philodinidae
Source: the annotation of a GenBank genome assembly